AUGAGCAUCGAUCCAGCUUCUCGCUUGCGCAAGUUCAGGUAUUCUGACACCAAGAAAGUCUCGAAACCAAAGCCGGUGAAGCACAUCAAGUCGAAGAAGACCCGUACUGUGGCCAACUAUGAGGGUUUGAAUGAUCUAAAUCCAUCGGUUCAACCAGAUUUACAAGUGCUUUUUGUUGGGUUCAAUCCUGGGGUAGAGUCCUCCAGAACACAACAUCACUAUGCCCACCACACGAAUUUGUUUUGGAAGCUUUUCAACCAAUCCCGGCUCUUGUUCUGGGUCUUGGAAAGAAAUGGUAAGACCAACAACAAGGACGACUUGUUGUUGAAUCAGUUGACUAUUAACGGAGAAUCUCACGCCACGGCUGUGAAUGAUUUCGAACUAAUUAAAUACAACAUCGGGUUCACAGACUUGGUAUUACGGUGUACAAAGUCGGCACAAGAACUAACUAUGCAAGAGAAACUCGACAAUGUUCCUCGACUUCUACGCGAAUGGAACCUUGCACAAGCCAAGAAGAUAGUCAUAAUUGGUAAAGGAAUAUGGGAAAUAAUCAUUAAGUAUAUACUGAGAAAGCAGGGCAUAAAAGUCCAGCGAUUUGAUUGGGGGGUUCAAAACAAUGCGUACACCCAGUGGGUGUGCUCCGAGGCAGGUAUUGAAUCUGAUAUCCACGUACUACCGAACACAUCAGGUUUGGUGACCAGCAUGAACUUUGCUCAGAAACUAGCCCUUUGGAAUGAGAUCAAGAACUGA
Messenger RNA from Yamadazyma tenuis ATCC 10573, 750 nucleotides. The record is from RefSeq and is a predicted model, not a curated record. NCBI's taxonomy places the organism in Eukaryota, Fungi, Ascomycota, Pichiomycetes, Serinales, Debaryomycetaceae.